Messenger RNA from Dinoponera quadriceps, 4608 nucleotides. It is a transcript of the gene nAChRalpha6, whose product is annotated as neuronal acetylcholine receptor subunit alpha-7. The coding region runs from base 1256 to 2806 and encodes 516 amino acids. Gene Ontology annotation, biological process: monoatomic ion transmembrane transport; regulation of membrane potential; nervous system process. Lineage: Eukaryota; Metazoa; Arthropoda; Insecta; Hymenoptera; Formicidae. The record is from RefSeq and is a predicted model, not a curated record. The transcript has 15 exons. Gene Ontology annotation, cellular component: postsynaptic membrane; synapse; neuron projection. Gene Ontology annotation, molecular function: acetylcholine-gated monoatomic cation-selective channel activity; transmembrane signaling receptor activity.
UCUCGCUCUUUCUCUCACCCUCUCUUUAUCUCCGUUACUCUCCACCUCUUUCUCUCCAUCCCCGUCUCUCUGAUCUUUCAUCGUUUUCCUCCUGUCAGCCGCUGUCUCAGUUUAGCGCGAGUUGCCACGUUCGGUCGAACUUCGUGCACCUUGUGCGUGCCGCCUAUACGAGGGGCUACGCGUCUCCUCAUCGUCUUCGUCACCGCACUCGUCGUGGUGGUCGCGAUCGGCGUGGUGGUCGCGUACACGGAAUAGUUGCUCGCGCGUUCGCUCGUGUUGAGCCCCGGUGCCGCCGCGAUGCGAGGUAGAACCGUGCGUGCAAGAGGAACGACUUCGCCGGACGACAAUAACAACAGUUACGGAUAAAAGAACGGAGGGGCACGUAGAGGGCGACGAGAACGUGGCGAAUGGGAGUGCGGAGGAAAAGGUGGGAUAGCCACAACAGGACAGGAAGAACGACGACGGUAGACGCGGGUAGGCGAGAAUGCACGUUCGCGCGAACGCGUGACCCCUGCUGAGGAGGGUGGAGUGCGACGAGGGAGCGCGAGAACGGAAGAAGGCAGGAUCAAAAAAGAGAGAAACGCGCGAGCGAGAACGACGUAGAAAAGCGGCGAAUUCGCUGCCUACGUGGACCGGGUCGCUGGCAGAGGGAGCAGCCACGCUCCGCGAAGUUGCCUGGAUACGGGCAACACCGUGUUGCGCUCCGCUGAAGUAGGAGGCAGGGAAGGAGGCGGAGGUGGUGGUGCUGCUCCGCGGGAGGAUGGAACGUGCGGUGAACUAUAGUGAGACGAGGAAGACGAUCGUCGGCCAGGCCGCGAACGCAGGAUUCCCCGCGAGAAUGCUCGAAACGCUGGGAAGCAUCGUCGCGCGAACGUAGCGCGUUACUGCGAGCAAUAAUACGCCACCGCUCAGCAAUCGAGACCUCGCGAAGUACGCACAACCGAAGAGCACGGAAGAACGUUGGUUAUGACGGCGAAGUCGGGAGGUGCGUUAGCGAAGGCAUCGAGUAUCGAUUAGCGGACGAUUCGCGCGGAAUUGAACUCGACUCGUGACACCUGCACGAUGAUAAUCAGUGGCGCAGCGGGCGACAAAGCGCUUCCGGGCGAUACUCGCGGCGGUGACCGCUGCAUAUAGAAGUGAACACGAAAUUGCAGUGCAGUGCGUCGCCAGGAGACGGGGGGCACCUCGGGCCGGGUAGAAGAACAUCGGCAAGUCGGUGUCGAACCUCGAACCAGCCUGCGAAAAUUCGUCUGCCAUGGCGCACCAGACGAGAGGUCUACCGCAGUUGCGAAUAAAGUUUUAUACCACGGUCGCCGCCGGUCUCCAAAUAGUCCUCUUGCUCACCGUCCUACCUCAAGAGAGCCUUUGCGGGCGCCACGAGAAACGCUUAUUGAAUCACCUGCUGUUAAAUUACAACACCUUGGAGCGACCGGUCGCGAAUGAGAGCGAGCCGCUGGAGGUGAAGUUUGGCAUCACUCUGCAGCAAAUCAUCGACGUGGAUGAAAAGAACCAAAUACUUACGACCAACGCGUGGCUGAAACUGGAGUGGACGGACUACAACCUUCAGUGGAACGAGUCCGAGUACGGUGGUGUGAAGGACCUUCGAAUUACGCCGAACAAGCUUUGGAAACCGGAUAUCCUCAUGUACAACAGUGCGGAUGAGGGUUUCGACGGGACGUACCAAACAAACGUGGUGGUCACGCAUAACGGCAGUUGCCUGUACGUCCCUCCGGGCAUCUUCAAGAGCACAUGCAAGAUAGACAUCACUUGGUUCCCCUUUGACGACCAACACUGUGACAUGAAGUUCGGAUCCUGGACCUACGACGGCAACCAGCUCGAUCUGGUACUCAACUCAGAGGAGGGUGGUGACUUAUCCGAUUUCAUCACGAACGGGGAAUGGUACCUCAUCGGUAUGCCGGGAAAGAAGAACACGAUAAUGUAUCAGUGCUGCCCGGAGCCGUACGUCGACGUCACCUUCACGAUACAGAUACGCAGGAGGACCCUCUACUACUUUUUCAACCUGAUCGUGCCCUGCGUGCUGAUAUCGAGCAUGGCCCUAUUGGGCUUCACCCUGCCGCCCGAUUCCGGCGAGAAGCUCACCCUAGGAGUGACCAUUCUGCUGUCGCUGACAGUUUUCCUGAACCUCGUGGCAGAAAGCAUGCCGACGACCUCGGACGCUGUCCCUUUAAUAGGAUCAUACUUCAAUUGCAUCAUGUUCAUGGUGGCGAGCAGCGUCGUGUUGACCGUUCUAGUGCUCAACUAUCAUCACAGAUCGCCCGACAGAUACGUGAUGCCAAAUUGGGUCAAACUCGUGUUCCUGCAAUGGCUGCCGUGCGUGUUGCGCAUGAGUCGGCCGGGCAAGAAGAUCACGAAGAAGACCAUUCUCAUGAGUAAUCGGAUGAAGGAGCUGGAGCUGCAGGAGAGGAGCAGUAAGAGUUUACUGGCGAACGUUUUAGACAUCGACGAUGAUUUUCGCCAUGGGAACAGCGCCGCCAAUCCCGCCUCGGGCUAUAAUAUAAGCAGGUCGGCGUACGGCACACCGCUGUCGACCAGACCGGCGACGGUCGAGGAGACUUCGGCGUCGUUGCCCCUCAGCGGCAUGCAGAAGGAACUUCACACGAUUCUCAAGGAAUUGCAGUUCAUCACGAGCCGCAUGAAAAAGGCGGACGAGGACGACGAGGUCAUUAGCGACUGGAAGUUCGCCGCCAUGGUGGUCGACAGGGUUUGCCUGUUCGUCUUCACGAUAUUCACGGUUUUGGCUACGGUGGUGAUACUACUUCGUGCGCCGCACAUAAUCGUCCAGUAAUAGACUGCCCCGGUCGAGCCACCGAAAAAAUGCACAAAAGAUGCCAGGGAUAGCGCCUCCUGGAAUUUGGAACCGACGUCCGAUGCGAUUCGAGGAGGCGGCUACGGAGCGCGUCGAAGUGACGGGAAAGCGCGGAAAGACAGACGUUUAGCCCCCUUUCGCGCCCUUCCGACUCAGCCCCGGGGGACACGCGGGGGCGUUCUCGGAUUGCUUCGCUUACACGCUGGGAACCGCCGCCGGGUUCUCGUGCCGCUUUUCAGUCAGGCGAUUAACGUAAGGAGCGAGGAAGAGCGAGAGAGACCACCGAGGCGACGAAGGGGAAAUCAACGGGGAGGACGAACUUCCGGCGGCGGUGACGACGUCAGGCGCAAGAAGGCCCGAAGAAGACGCUCCUUCGGAUUCGAGACGAGCGAACGAGGGGAACAAGGAGGUCCGAUCGCCGACGUCACGCUCCGUUGCGGCUGCGUUCUUUCGUUAAAGUGACUUAAUUACGUUUUUAGUGCGGUAAACCGGGUCGUAGGUCGACGCGCGACGCGAGCUGGACGGAGAUUUAGAGGGUGCCUCUAGAUCGUAAACGAAGAUCCCGCCCACACAGCUGGCUCGUAGGGGCAACAGCGAGAAGACUCCCGUGUUAGUUACUUAGCCGGCAAUUAAUCGGUCUCUCAUGGACACGCGAAAUCGUUCCCGAGCUCGUGAAAUUUCGCAUCGCUCUGUGUCACGACAUCGGUAUUAAACGAAGAAAACACGGCUUGACGCGAGACACAAUAUUCCGGGUCUGACAAUUUGGUCCGCGGCAAGUUCUGGCGCGCGCGAGAGAGAGAGAGAGAGAACGCGCAGUUAGACAUUCUCUCGAUCAAAUCUUCGAAACUUCCGCUCGUCAAGUGGCUCUCGACGCGACGACUGUGUGCACCGGAUGCGAACUGCCGCAUAGAGUUCCACCUCUAUGCAAAGUGCCUCGCUCAGAUCUCAAACACAAGAGUCCCAAGCGUUCCCUUUAAUAGAACCACGAGGUAAAAGCGUUUAUUCCACCGAGGAUGCUUAGGCCACGCGCUCGCGUUGUUGUUUAAUCGCUCCCGAGUGUGUCGGUGAAACUGCCGAUGAGAAAGCCGCAAUAAUUUCCUUCUAGAUUUUCAUCAGCAAUAUGUCUGAUAAGUUGCUCAUACACACAUGUACGAACGUCAGAGAACUCGUAAAACAACUUCAAUUAUUCUCGAUUGCAGAUCUUGAAAUGUUUAUAACAAUUAAUUUGUCAUUGUCCAUUAUCGCGUGAAUGUGCGAUGUUAUGUAAUUCAGCAUCAGGUAUUGUUGACCCAAUUUACACAAGUGAGAGAGAGAAAGAAAGCACUUGUCGUAAGUGAGAGAAGAUCCAAAAUUAGCAUAUUGAUUGCCGCGUAAAUUUCCAUUAAUCGUGCAAAACGGAUGUGGUCGAAUUAUUAAAUAAAUUUCUCACAACGUUUGCCCGAUAAUUCUACCCUCAACGAUAAGACAACAACACAGACGCUCGUUAAAAAUAUCGGUUUCCGUUUCAUAUCUACGUAGAUUCGUUCGCGAGUUAAAGCUCUUUAAAAUUUCACCAAGCUCGGUAUCGGCGAACGCUAGCGCGUGAGACAUGGCGCUUUAAAAUUGCAUUGCGCACGCGCCAGCGAGUCAACGACCGCGCGGAUGAGCGACACGUGGUCAACAGCUGAUAUAGCGCGAGAGUGGGGGGCGAGGCCGCCUUUUAGCGCGUAACUUAUAUAUAUGUAUAGUCGACAUUUACAUUCCAUGUUAGAAAAAUAUUAAGAAACUUUUUUUGUUUCAAU